Tripterygium wilfordii is the source of this 1011-nucleotide messenger RNA. Its product is annotated as methyl-CpG-binding domain-containing protein 4-like. The transcript has 2 exons. Lineage: Eukaryota; Viridiplantae; Streptophyta; Magnoliopsida; Celastrales; Celastraceae. The record is from RefSeq and is a predicted model, not a curated record. Bases 94 to 855 code for a protein of 253 amino acids. Gene Ontology annotation, molecular function: DNA binding; zinc ion binding.
UAGUCUUCAGUCCUCACAGCGCACGCCUGCCUUUGUUCAUCGACGAUUACGAAUUUACUUUGUACUUGCAUUUGACAGAUUAGGAGGGGAACCAUGGCGGAGGAACAACCCGACGAAGCUCUGAAAACCCCGAUAUCGUCGUCGGCGUCUAAGUCACUGAAGAGAAAGGGUUCUCCAUUGCGUUUGGUUGAUACGUAUGCUGCUCAAUGUGUAAAAUGCUUUAAAUGGAGGGUGAUCACUUCAGUGGAGGAGUAUGAAGACAUCAGAAAUAAAGUCUCCGUGGUACCAUUUGUCUGUGCUAGAAAAUCUGGUGUGUCCUGUGAGGACCCUGCUGACAUAGAAAAUGAUGGCUCUCAAACGUGGGCCAUUGACAAGCCUGGCAUUCCCAAGACUCCUGAGGGCUUUAAGAGAAUCUUGGUGCUCAGAAGAGAUUACUCUAAAAUGGAUGUUUACUAUGUUACUCCAACGAAGAAGCGACUGAAAUGUCAUAGUGAAGUAGCAGCAUUUCUAGAAGCAAAUCCGGGUCAUGAAGGCGUGUCUCCUAGCGAUUUCAAUUUUAUAACCCCUAAGGUUGUGGAAGACACUAUUCCCGACUACAUUGUGAGAAAGGGUUCGGCUGAUGGUAACUCUAAUAAAAGAGUUGAAGAAACAAAGGAUGCUGUACCAUCUGGCAGCGGCGACACUAUUCCUGACUACAUUGUGAGAAAGGAUUUGGCUGAUGGUAACUCUAAUAACAGAGUUGAAGAAACAAAGGAUACCGUGCAAUCUGGCAGCUCUAAUAAAAGAGAGGAAGAAACAAAGGAUACUGUACAAUCUGGCAGCGGUGACAAUCCAGAGUCAGCAGUAUCCCAAUGAAUGUGUACGCUUUGUAAUCUGUUAGAGUAAUUAGGUGAGGAUUUUGCGUAGUGGAUUGUUGCUGUAUGAAAGCAUUUUUUUCCCUUGCUGGAGAGCAAUCAUGAAAAACUUGUAUUGUUUUAUUAUGCAACCUGCUCCAUUGCACUUGUCAUUGAU